GCAAGCAAGCUAUAGGAGCAGGUAGUGGCAGCGCACACAAGAACCAUCAGGAGACGUGGAAAGAGUGGGAAGAGGAGAGAUCACAUACACCAUGGGGAGAGGGAGGGUCGAGCUGAGGAGGAUCGAGAACAAGAUCAACAGGCAGGUGACGUUCUCGAAGCGGAGGAGCGGGCUGCUCAAGAAGGCCUACGAGCUGUCCAUCCUGUGCGACGCCGAGGUCGCGCUCAUCGUCUUCUCCAGCCGCGGCAGGCUGUUCGAGUUCUGCAGCAGCGCCAGCCUGCUUAAAACAAUCGAAAAGUACCGAAGGUGCAGCUAUAAUGCAUCAGAAGCCAUGGUUUCAUCGAAUGACACACAGAAUACUUACCAGGAAUACCUGAAGAUGAAAACACGAGUCGACUAUCUACAACGAUCUCAGAGAAACUUUCUUGGUCAAGAUUUAGAUGCCCUAAACAUUAAGGAGCUCGACCAACUCGAGAAUCAAAUCGAGACGUCCCUAAGGCACAUCAGAUCGACAAAGACCCAAGUAAUUAUUGAUCAGCUAACCGAUCUCAAAUAUAAGGAACAGAUGUUGCAGGAAUCUAACAACAUUUUAAGAACGAAGCUGGAAGAAGUUGGUGCAGAGAAUUUGCUCUCGCUCUCAUGGCUAAGUGGUGGCAGCCACAGUGCCGAUGAGCCUCCUCGAAUAGAAGAUUUCUUCCAACCUCCAGAGUGUGACCCUUCGUCGCAAACCGGAUGCAGUCAGGUUUGCACAGAUCUGUCGAACAGCGAAACGAUGUUGCAGGAUGUUACUGGGCUCGUCGCUCGGUUGAUGUGAAAGGAUGUUACGAUGAUCUCCACUGAUACUUUUUUUGUUUCGACUAUUUGUCAUCAAGUAUAAGAAGACCAGAAGGAUAAGAUCUUUGUGUUGAUAUAUGUUGCAGAUCAAAAUCUAAUAUGCAAACUAAAUAAUUGUUGGCAUAAAGGUAAGUGUGCUUCUCUA
Molecule: messenger RNA, 979 nt
Organism: Musa acuminata AAA Group (dessert banana)
Lineage: Eukaryota; Viridiplantae; Streptophyta; Magnoliopsida; Zingiberales; Musaceae
Product: MADS-box protein EJ2
Exons: 8
Coding region: 92-814 (240 amino acids)
Biological process (GO): positive regulation of transcription by RNA polymerase II
Cellular component (GO): nucleus
Molecular function (GO): protein dimerization activity; RNA polymerase II cis-regulatory region sequence-specific DNA binding; DNA-binding transcription factor activity, RNA polymerase II-specific
Source: RefSeq, a predicted model, not a curated record